Molecule: messenger RNA, 3194 nt
Organism: Plodia interpunctella (Indianmeal moth)
Lineage: Eukaryota; Metazoa; Arthropoda; Insecta; Lepidoptera; Pyralidae
Gene: AP-1-2beta
Product: Adaptor Protein complex 1/2, beta subunit
Exons: 18
Coding region: 229-2979 (916 amino acids)
Biological process (GO): intracellular protein transport; vesicle-mediated transport
Cellular component (GO): membrane coat; clathrin adaptor complex
Molecular function (GO): clathrin binding
Source: RefSeq, a predicted model, not a curated record
UAAAUUUCUCUAUGUACCUAGGUAGUUUUUAUCUCCCAAAACCUAAUUAAAAAUACCGAACAAGCAAUUAUUUCCCAAUCUAUAAACAGUUAUUUCGAUCAUCUUCACGUAUUUGUCUAAAGCGCAAAAUACUUGUAGCAGGGCUGUCAAACUUUUCAUGCUAUCGAUUUUCUAGGAUCGGCCCCUAAAUUUUGAUUUCAAGAUUAGAAGUGGAAACGAGGCAGCAAAAUGACGGACUCAAAAUAUUUCACGACUACUAAGAAAGGCGAAAUAUUUGAGCUAAAAUCUGAGCUAAAUAGCGACAAGAAAGAAAAGAAAAAAGAGGCAGUUAAAAAGGUCAUAGCGUCGAUGACAGUAGGAAAAGAUGUGUCAGCAUUGUUCCCCGAUGUUGUGAACUGCAUGCAGACAGACAACCUGGAGCUUAAGAAGCUGGUCUACUUAUACUUGAUGAACUACGCUAAGUCUCAGCCUGACAUGGCUAUCAUGGCAGUAAACACUUUUGUCAAGGAUCUACCAACAUACCAGCUUGUUAAGGACUGCGAGGAUUCGAACCCGUUGAUCCGUGCGCUGGCGGUGCGCACCAUGGGGUGCAUACGUGUGGAUAAGAUCACCGAGUAUUUGUGUGAGCCCCUGAGGAAGUGCUUGAAGGACGAAGACCCGUAUGUGAGGAAGACCGCGGCUGUGUGUGUCGCCAAGUUGUAUGACAUCUCGUCUAGUAUGGUUGAAGAUCAAGGAUUCUUAGAUCAGUUGAAGGACUUGCUUAGCGACUCGAACCCCAUGGUGGUAGCGAACGCAGUGGCGGCUCUCUCGGAGAUCAACGAGGCUAGCGUGUCCGGGCACCCACUUGUAGAAAUGAACGCGUCCACAAUCAACAAACUCCUGACAGCUCUGAACGAAUGCACAGAGUGGGGCCAAGUGUUCAUACUGGACGCGCUGUCGAACUAUUCUCCCAGAGACGCUCGAGAGGCGCACUCCAUCUGCGAGAGGAUAACUCCACGCCUCGCUCACGCUAAUGCUGCCGUCGUGCUCUCAGCUGUGAAGGUGCUGAUGAAGCUGAUGGAGAUGGUGUCAGAAGACACGGAGCUGGUCAGCACGCUGUCCCGCAAGCUGGCGCCGCCGCUGGUGACGCUGCUGAGCGCGGAGCCCGAGGUGCAGUACGUGGCUCUCAGGAACAUCAACCUGGUGGUGCAGAAGCGGCCCGACAUCCUCAAGCACGAGAUGAAGGUGUUCUUCGUGAAAUACAACGACCCAAUCUACGUGAAACUUGAGAAAUUGGACAUUAUGAUCCGGCUGGCCUCUCAAGCUAACAUCGCCCAAGUGCUGGGUGAACUGAAGGAAUAUGCCACUGAAGUGGACGUGGACUUCGUGAGGAAGGCUGUACGAGCGAUCGGUCGCUGCGCCAUCAAGGUGGAACCGUCAGCCGAGCGUUGCGUGUCAACUCUCCUCGAACUGAUCCAGACGAAGGUGAACUAUGUGGUGCAAGAGGCGAUAGUGGUGAUCAAGGACAUAUUCCGCAAGUACCCCAACAAGUACGAGAGCAUCAUCAGCACGCUCUGCGAGAACCUCGACACGCUCGACGAGCCCGAGGCCCGGGCUUCUAUGGUGUGGAUAGUGGGAGAAUACGCCGAGCGUAUCGAUAACGCGGAUGAGCUUUUGGACUCGUUCCUCGAAGGGUUCCACGAUGAAAAUUCUCAGGUGCAACUGCAGCUGCUGACGGCGGUGGUGAAGCUGUUCCUGAAGCGGCCGGCCGACACGCAGGAGCUGGUGCAGCACGUGCUCAGCCUGGCCACGCAGGACUCCGAUAACCCGGACCUUAGAGACCGCGGCUUCAUAUACUGGCGCCUACUAUCCACGGACCCAGCGGCCGCCAAAGAAGUCGUCCUGGCCGACAAACCCCUCAUAUCAGAGGAGACUGACUUACUGGAGCCGACUUUGUUGGACGAGCUGAUUUGUCACAUCAGUUCACUUGCUUCUGUCUACCAUAAACCGCCUACUGCGUUCGUUGAAGGUCGCGGCGCGGGCGUGCGUAAGUCGCUGCCGGCACGCGGCGCCGUAGCCGAGGAAGCCCAUUCGCAGCCCACUGUCAUACCCAAUCAGGAGUCUCUGAUCGGCGAUCUAUUGUCUAUGGACAUCGGCGCUCCGGCGGCGCCCGCGCCGGCCUCCAACUUGGACCUGCUCGCCGGCGGACUCGAUGUCUUGUUGGGGGGCGGAGCGCCCGCGGAGCCGGCGGCGAACACUGCGGGGCUGCUGGGGGACAUCUUUGGAGUCCCCGCCGCCCCCGCCUGCUAUACCCCGCCCAAACAAUGCUGGCUGCCCGCGGAUAAAGGCAAGGGGCUAGAGAUCUGGGGCACGUUCAGCCGGCAGAACGGCCAGCCGCGCAUGGAGAUGACGUUCAGCAACAAGGCCAUGCAAGCCAUGACCGGUUUCGCCAUACAACUCAACAAGAACAGUUUUGGCGUAUACCCAGUUGGUGGGUUGUCAGUGGGCGCGCUAGCGGCCGGAGCGACGGCGGAGGCCGGGCUGGCGCUGGCCAGCAGCGGGCCCGUGCAGCGCAUGGAGCCGCUCAACAACCUGCAGGUGGCGAUAAAGAACAACGUGGACGUGUUCUACUUCGCGUGCCUCAUCCCAGCCCACAUCCUGUUCACCGACGACGGACAGAUGGACAAGCGACUGUUUCUUUCCACCUGGAAAGAGAUCCCCGCAGCCAACGAAGUCCAACACACGUUGUCCAACGUUGUCGGGAACGCUGACUCCGUGGCACAGAAAAUGACCCUAAACAACAUAUUUACAAUCGCAAAGAGAAACGUCGAAGGACAAGACAUGUUGUACCAAUCAUUGAAACUCACCAACCAAAUCUGGGUACUUCUAGAACUGAAGUUACAGCCAGGGAAUCCUGAAGCCACUUUGAGCCUAAAGUCCAGAACUGUAGAGGUCGCUACUUGCAUAUUCCAAGCGUACGAAGCCAUCAUCAAGUCGUAAUCUCACAAUUUAUUUUUAUGUAUAUUUUGGUCUAAGAUAUAGUAUCCUAUUUAUGUGUAUUACGAAGACUUUGUACGACUGUAAAUUCCAUUAAGUAUUAAUGUUAAAUGAAAUUAUAUUGUAGUCCAUAGCGGAUGUGUGAUAUUAUUCAAAAAUCACUGUGCUAUGUUUAUUAAUAGCGUUUAUUGAAUAAAUAUUAUGUUAUACAUUACAAA